AUGGCUUUAAAAAGAAUCAAUAAGGAAUUGCUCGAUCUCGGCAGAGAUCCACCAUCAAGCUGCUCUGCUGGUCCAACUGGCGAUAAUAUGUUCAGGUGCCUGGCAAGCAACAAUAAUGGGUCCACCGAAAAGUCACAAAGUCCAUAUGAUGGCGGUGUGUUCUUCUUGAAUAUCACUUUCCCUACAGAUUACCCAUUCAAGCCACCAAAAGUUUCAUUCCAAACUAAGAUUUACCAUCCAAACAUCAACUCGAAUGGUUCAAUCUGUCUUGACAUUCUCAAGGAUCAGUGGUCACCAGCCUUGACUAUUUCUAAAGUUCUUCUCUCAAUCUGUUCAAUGUUAACCGAUCCGAACGCGGAUGAUCCACUUUCACCUGAGAUUGCUCACCUCUACAAGACUGACAGACAGCGCUACGAAACGACAGCUAAAGAAUGGACACUGGGAAUUUCAGGUCUAAUCCCAACACUCAAGGAUGCCUCAAAGCCCAAGCAUAUCUCAGAAUACAAAGGUCAGACUUUGGCUAUAGACGCUUAUGUUCUGUUACAUCGUGGCGCGUUCAGCUGUCCAGCUGAAAUUGUCAAAGCUGGUCUAAUUACCGAUAUCAAUCAGCGUAAUCUUGAAUUAUCAAAGUUAUCAACCAAAUUUCUCAAUUAUUCCAUUUUCCAGAUAAAAGCAAUGAUUGCUAUCAAGGUUAAACCCUACGUUGUCUUUGAUGGUGGUCCACUUGGUGCUAAACUCUACACUGAAUCCAGCAGGGACAACUCUCGUGCAAAGAACCUCGAUAUUGCACUCAGGUUAGAGGCUCAGGGUAAAAAAACACAAGCUAGACAAGCGUUUAGCAAAUGUGUAGAUAUUACGCCUCGUAUGGCAUACGAGUUAAUUAAAGUGCUUCGUUCAUUGAGAGUCGACUAUGUUGUGGCUCCUUAUGAAGCAGAUGCGCAAAUGUAUCACCUAGAGAGAAUCAGCUUAGUAGAUGGAAUCAUUACGGAGGAUUCUGAUUUGCUCGUUUUUGGUGCCAGAAAAGUCAUCUUCAAGCUCAAGCAGGACGGCAGCUGUGACGAGAUUUCUAGAGAUAGAUUUGGCUUGGUUCGUCUCGAUGGUAUCCCGCUUUGUUCAGGACAAUGGACGGAUGUCCACUUCCGUCGUAUGGCCAUGUUGAGUGGAUGUGAUUAUCUCAAAAGUCUACCAGGUGUAGGAUUAAAGAAGGCUUUUGAUGCCGUUAGACGCGGCGGUGAAACUUUUGAUAUGUUGACACUCUACUUUCAUCAUCAUUAUGAAAAUAAAGGAAAGAAGAUACCCACUGACUACUGGUAUAAGUUCAGGCUUGCAGAUCUUGCCUUCAUGCAUCAAAGAAUUUGGUGUCCGAUUGAACGGAAAAUCAAGCCACUAAAUCCACUCCCUGUUGACUUUGCUCAUAAUGAAGAAAUUAAUGAUUGGAUUGGUUGUGAUAUGCCUGAUGAAGUUGCUGAAGCUAUUGCAAAUGGCAACUUAUGUCCAAUCACCAAUGAAGAGUUUGCAAAUGAAGCCAUUGCAACAAGACCUAAAGCUAUGACAGCUAGAAAUACAAUCAACGAUAAAGUAGCACCUCAGAAAUCAUUAUUUGAUUUUUUUAACAAGAGUACCGGUAACAAUAGUGGAAGAAAGUCGUUUGCGGGGGUCAUUAGUGAGCGUAAAACUCCAAAGCACAAUACAUCAGCAGGUAGUAACCAUACGAAACAAAAUCAGAAGGAAAAUGUCUCCUCACCCUACUUUAGUGCCAUAGCUAGCACAUCUCAGCCAAUAAAGAGGAAGUCUAAUAAAGUAGAGAUCCCACGCACUUUGAAACAUGUAUCGCCUGAACAACCACAACCAACCAACAACAUCAGCUUCAGUUCGCCAACAGCAGCGUCUGAUGAGCUGAUAUCAUCUCCUGUCUCAGUUGACGUUUGUAAGGACGAAAAAAAAAUAUCGAUUGAGGAUGAGGAGGAAGAGGUCUUUGAGGAGUUUGAUACGCCAUCAAGAAAGGAAAACAUCAAGAAGGCUAAAUUAUCAAUAGAAGCAACUCCAAGCCCAACUCAAAGACUGAAGCAACAGAUCGAAAUGAAUGACAAUAUCAAGACUGGAGAUGAUUGUCUUGAUUCAGAUGAUGAUUGUCAAAUAAUAACAGAUAGCUCAAUGAGGUCGAAUGAUACAAUCACCAAAAGUUGGUGGGAGAGAUUCUCAUAUAAAACUACGCAAUCACAAUCAACUACAACUUCAACAUCGAUACCUUCUUCCCCACCAGCUGAAGAAAGAACACAAUCAACACCAUUCUCAUCAUUUUCUGUUGAUUCUCAACCUGAAAAUGCUCCAGUUAAGUCAAAGUCGUCAAUCAAGUUACUCAACUUUGCAUACACUCGUCAAUGA
This is a messenger RNA of Wallemia ichthyophaga EXF-994, 2385 nucleotides long. Its product is annotated as Ubiquitin-conjugating enzyme E2-16 kDa. The record is from RefSeq and is a predicted model, not a curated record. Gene Ontology annotation, molecular function: 5'-flap endonuclease activity; metal ion binding; DNA binding. Bases 1 to 2385 code for a protein of 794 amino acids. The transcript is spliced from 15 exons. Lineage: Eukaryota; Fungi; Basidiomycota; Wallemiomycetes; Wallemiales; Wallemiaceae.